Molecule: messenger RNA, 2682 nt
Organism: Pyricularia oryzae 70-15
Lineage: Eukaryota; Fungi; Ascomycota; Sordariomycetes; Magnaporthales; Pyriculariaceae
Exons: 1
Coding region: 1-2682 (893 amino acids)
Source: RefSeq, a predicted model, not a curated record
AUGAGGAAGAAAGACUCAGUCCAGGAGCCAGAAAGGAUCGGCAGACCACCAGAUAACAGAAGAAUCGAUCGUUGGGUCAUGGAACAGAAUUACGAUGGCAAUGGAAAUCUCACACAUCGGCCUUUAGACACACAACUCCAAGGGCAGGAUGGCUCGCCCAGUCAACGACCAAAAGAUAGGGGAUCCUCUCAUUCAAUGCAGCCGCUAGCAAGCGAAGGUCAAGCAGCUUCCGAAGACUCCAGCAAUAACAGCGACAAUCAUUCAAAACCAUUGUCUGCGGAGGGCGAAGGAGGCAACCGAUCGCGCAGAAUGCUUUUUUCCCGCCCAGAGAUCUAUGCGCAAGACAGUCCAGCCCUUCCUGCCAUUCAUGUCGACCCGCUGGAUCCCGAAGAUCAGAUAAUACACAUGUCCUUGCCAGCCAGUGAUGAUCUCGAGCACGAGCUAGAGGAGUUUUCAAGGUUGCGGAGGCUGGGGCGCUUCAGCGACGCUUUCAGUCUGUUCGACAAACGGGCCAGUCACUUCUUGCACAACCGAUACAUCCGAGUCCAGUACGGCCAGUGUCUAUUCGAAGCUGGAGAGCUGGGACGGCUGGCUGAGCUGGCCAAGGAAUGGGAGCCGAAACGGUACUCUGCUUCAGUCGACGCUCUGGGUGCCCUCUGGAUGUUCCUCGCUUGGGAGGCCGAGGCAGUAACGCUUCAACUGUGGGAAAGAAGGUCUUUUCUCGAGGCUGCCCUUUACAUGAUCCACGAAGCCUGGCCAAACCUCGACUCAACCGAAAUGGCUCUUCUUGGAUGCCUCUACCGUCAAGGAGUCAUUUCACCAGCUGGUCCUUUUUUGUCCGAUGACUGGAUUGACCUUUGCGAGCAUCUGGUAGAGGAUAGCAUGAUCUGGGAGUUUCGCGACCUUGUACAGUGGCUGGUAGAGGUGCUCGAUUGCGGUGAGCUCGUGGAGCAGGUGUGCCAGAGGUGGCUGGCUGACGGCGGUCGUCCCGAAAACCAAGACGACUCGACCCUGCUUGCCCUCUUGGACAUUCUCGCAACGCUGAGCCUGACACGCAUGAAGAAGAAGGAAGAAAAGACCAAGGCCGAGACAUGCUUCCAGCUUGCCCACCAGUAUGCCCUGGAGCUGAUGGCGCGGGACGAGACGUAUGCCAAGUCACAACCGAACCUGCGGUGGAUCAUGACGAAUGUGAUCAGAGAGGAUCCCCAGGGUUUCCAUUCCCGUGACAAAAUCACCCUUGACCAAACCGGCGGUUCGGGGCUCUUCCGAAGCCCGCUGACAUUUCCAUCUUUCUUCCCCCCUAUAUUUGUGCCUACGGAGGACGAGACGGCCGAGUGGGCGCCCAGGUCCUAUGGGGUUACAGGGGGCUCCAGUGAGACUGUUCAAAUGGUUCUACGCGCUGCCGAAAAUCUGGGUGACCAGCGAUUCAAAGCUGGGUGUCUUGUGGAGCUGAUGUAUCGCGGCGCCGAGAGUCCAGGUGUGAUGGCAAAUGCACUUGUCGACCAUUGGACCAUGACAGGCAACAAAAAGGAGAAGAAAAAGAUGCACUUGUUCAGAUACAUGCUGGCGAAUACAGACUCGGCACACGAGCGGCUUAGACUCGAUAUUCUCGCCGAUGGACCAUUCCAUGACUCUCCCGUCUUGCAAUCGAAGCAGUACGGUAUACUACAGGCCCUUUCGAGUAGCGAAAAUGACAAGAGACGGUACGCCAAGCUCAUCGAGGGCGAGUUGGAGAGCAUCGAUGCUUUGCGGGAGAUGGCGGAUAGCAUGUCGAGGAUAUUGCGAGGUGGGCUUGCACGCCACGAAGGAGGGAACCGGCAGCAGCCCCACCCAGAGACAGACCAUGAGGCGGGUCCUGAGGCCACUCCGAUAACGCCCGACUAUGGGCAGACACUGGAGACCAUACAAGCACUGCGCAAGAAGCUCGCAGAAGAGGUCAAUGACAUGCGGCGUGUUCGGAGGAGUUUGGAGUUUGAGGUGAAGGAGAGUCAGAUGGCGCGGGAAAACCUGCAGCUCGAGAAGGAAAGGUUGAAGCUUGUCCUUCGGCAAUCCGAGGUGUCCAAGCCCGACGGCGGUGUCGACAACUGUACAGGCGCACGUAUCAGAGGUGAAAAGGGUGACGGCAAUAUUAGUGCUCAAGGCGAGAUGUUGGUGGCCGAGUCUGGGGAGUCACACACAGAAGCGCAUGAGAAGCAAGACUCGCAAAAGCCUGAACCAAAAAAGGUUGAGCUGGAGUCUGUAUCUGACCAGGAAGAAGGUGCGACGGGCUCUGGAGACGGCAAUGUCAGCAGGCUCAUGAAAGAGAUUGAGAGUCUCCGCAAAGAAAAGGCUGCUCUGAUGCAAGCAUUGGAACAACAGGCUAACAAUCUUGAGUUGACCCACGAGAGCUAUUCGGCGGUCGAAGCCAAACUCGUUCAGUACAAAGAAGAGCGAGACGCAGCACUGGCUGCAAUGAAUGAGAAGGGUCGAAGGGGUCCAUCAAGUUCCCUUGAAGAGUUUAUGAAGCAAAACGAAAGGGCAAAGCAAGAGAAUGCACGCCUUGGCCGACCAUCUUUUCAUCAACACAGCAGGCCCGCCGAUCAAACCGCAAGUACUGCCGAUACGUCGGCGAAUGAGCGGCGUCGACAAGAAGCUCUGUAUCCCAAGACGGAGAUGCUGCAUCAAAGGGCAGACCAUGAAUAG